Molecule: messenger RNA, 1905 nt
Organism: Sorex fumeus (smoky shrew)
Lineage: Eukaryota; Metazoa; Chordata; Mammalia; Eulipotyphla; Soricidae
Gene: DDX56
Product: DEAD-box helicase 56
Exons: 14
Coding region: 86-1723 (545 amino acids)
Cellular component (GO): nucleolus
Molecular function (GO): RNA helicase activity; ATP binding; nucleic acid binding
Source: RefSeq, a predicted model, not a curated record
CGGCGCCGAUUGGUGGUUGCUGAGGCCCGCCCCAUAGCGACGCGCGCUUCCCUCCGCGCGUGCUUCCGGCCCGCGACCCCGCAGCAUGGCCGAGGAGGAGUCGCUGGGCUUCCGAGACUUCGGGCUCGACCCGCGGAUCCUGCAGGCCGUCGCCGACCUGGGCUGGGAGCGCCCCACGCCGAUCCAGGAGAAGGCGGUGCCGCUGGCCCUGGACGGGAAGGACCUGCUGGCGCGCGCGCGCACGGGCUCGGGGAAGACGGCGGCCUACGCGCUGCCGCUGCUGCAGCGGCUGCUCCUGCUGAAGGCGACAGGCCCAGCUGUCGAACAGGCAGUGAGAGGCCUUAUCCUCGUGCCCACCAAAGAACUGGCCCAGCAGGCCCAGACCAUGGUCCAGCAGCUCACGACCUACUGUGCCCGCGAUAUCCGGGUGGCCAACAUCUCGGCCAGUGAAGCCUCAGCUUCGCAGAGGGCUGUGCUCAUGGAGAAGCCAGACGUGGUGGUUGGGACCCCCUCUCGCGUGCUUCACCACCUGCAGCAGGACAAUCUGAAGCUCCGUGACUCCCUGGAGCUGCUGGUCAUGGACGAGGCGGACCUUCUCUUCUCCUUUGGGUUUGAAGAGGAGCUUAAGAGUCUUCUUUGCCACCUGCCCCGCAUUUAUCAGGCGUUUCUCAUGUCAGCCACUUUCAAUGAGGAUGUUCAGGCACUCAAGGAGCUUGUUCUGCACAACCCGGUCACCCUCAAAUUGCAGGAAUCGCAGCUCCCCGGGCCAGACCAGUUAGAACAGUUUCAGGUGGUUUGCGAGACGGAGGAAGAUAAGUUCCUCCUGCUGUACGCACUGCUCAAGCUGUCGCUGAUUCGGGGCAAGUCUCUCCUCUUUGUCAACACGCUGGAGCGCAGUUACCGGCUGCGCCUGUUCCUCGAGCAGUUCAGCAUCCCCAGCUGCGUGCUCAAUGGCGAGCUCCCGCUGCGCUCCAGGUGUCACAUCAUCUCCCAGUUCAACCAGGGCUUCUACGACUGUGUCAUUGCCACGGACGCUGAGGUCCUGGGUGCCACCAUCAAGGGCAAGCGUCGUAGCAAAGGACCAAAGGGAGACCAAGCCUCCGGUGACCCCGAGGCCGGAGUGGCCCGGGGCAUCGACUUUCACCACGUGAGUGCCGUGCUCAACUUUGACCUGCCCCCAACCCCCGAAGCCUACAUCCACCGCGCGGGCAGGACUGCGCGCGCCAACAACCCAGGCACCGUGCUGACCUUCGUGUUACCUGCCGAGCAGUCGCACCUGGGCAGGAUGGAGGCGCUUCUGGGUGGAGAGCCCGGGACACCGCUCCUGCUCCCCUACCAGUUCCGCAUGGAGGAGAUAGAGGGCUUCCGCUACCGCUGUAGGGAUGCCAUGCGCUCAGUCACCAAACAAGCCGUGCGGGAGGCCAGGCUGAAAGAGAUCAAGGACGAGCUGCUCCACUCCGAGAAGCUCAAGACCUACUUUGAGGACAACCCCAGGGACCUGCAGCUGCUGCGUCACGACCUACCCCUGCACCCCGCCGUGGUGAAGCCUCACCUAGGCAAUGUGCCUGACUACCUGGUUCCUUCUGCUCUUCGUGGCUUCGUCCACCCUCACAAGAAGCGGAAGAAGCCAUCCUCCUCUAAAAAGACCAAGAAGAAGACUCAGAACCCGCUGCGUAGCUUCAAGCACAGAGCGAGACCCAGACCUGCAGUGAAAACUUCGUGAGCACCAGGCAGCCAUCACUGUCUGCCAGGCUUCCUGGAUGAGGAGACUGCAGGGGAGAGUGGAGUCAGCCCUGGACAGGGCCAUAGUCCCACCCCCUAGAGACUCGAUUUGGGGCUGGACAGAGCUGUGGGUCACGGUCCUGCCAGGUGGACAUUUUGCACCUCGAACGGAAUAAAGAUUCU